AUGUCAAAAUUUGAAAUCUUAAUUGCCGGUACGGGAAAAACAGAAUCGGUUAAGGUCCUUGGUAUUGGAAGGAAUUUUUGUCGACUGAUCUUGCUGAAAACUUGUGUUCCUGUAUGUUGGGAUAGUGGAUCACCUGGAACGUCUUCGUUUGGUUGGACCAAGAUCUAUGAAUUUAAUGAAUCAGAUCAAGAUUUUGCAAUAAACACAAUUGACACUUGGUUGGACUCUGUCGCUCAGGGCAGAACUAAUAUUUCUCCUGAUAAAAUCCCUUGGGAAACUAUGCGUUCAUUGAUUACUAUUUCUGGUCAUGGUGGUCGUAUUGAUAACGAAUUUGAUAAGCGUCUAUUGGAAUUUUUUGUUAACAGCUUAUUCACGCCAGCUGCCUAUGAACUUGAAUAUACACUUGUCGAUGUUGAAGGCUCUGACAACUUGGUUACACCAGAAGGUAGUAAGUUAGAUCAUUUCAUGAACUGGGUUAAUAAACUUCCCGAAAGACAGCCACCUAUUUGGUUAGGAUUGCCAAGUAACGCUGAAAAGUAUUGUCCACAAGCAAAGUCGCAUAUACACAAGAAACAAGUUCUAGUAUCUGCCUGGAUGCGUGUUCUUUACAGUAGUAUUGAAAAUUGGAUGAAGUUAUUACCAGAAAAAUUAACUUCCAUGAAUCGUACUGCAGACAGUAUCAAAAAUCCAUUAUUCAGAUUUUUCGAUCGUGAAAAUCAAAUAGGUCGCGCUCUUCUCAAGAAAAUACGUCAAGACUCAAGGAAGUUUGCGAUGGUGAACUUAAGCAAACUAAUCAUUUGCACUCAUUCUUUAUUUAGAUAUUUUAAUUUAUUAGUUAUGAUAGGAGGUCUUUUCAUGCCUGAAGCAUAUGUCACAGCCACACGUCAAGAAGUAGCACAAUCGCACAAAUGGUCACUAGAAGAAUUAAGGUUAGAAAUCGACCUUAACAGAAAAGGAGAUAAAGAUUCACAGGAUUAA
Molecule: messenger RNA, 978 nt
Organism: Funneliformis mosseae
Lineage: Eukaryota; Fungi; Glomeromycota; Glomeromycetes; Glomerales; Glomeraceae
Source: the annotation of a GenBank genome assembly